CUCCUGUUUCCAAUGAACUCAGUUCCACGUACCCUGUGCACUGCAGGAGAGCCUGGAUUCUUCCUCACCGACUUGCUCUAUAAGAAGGCCCACGUUCUCCCAACUCCACAUCACGCGUUCACGCACACCGACGAACCACCUUCGUUUCACGUCGCAGUUGAACAACGCAGAACAAUCCUUGUCCAAGACCCGGUUGGACGCCUUCCCCAUAAGCAGGAGUUUGCAGAAGGGCUGCGAGAAGCUUGAUCGUGCGCACUCAGAUAAGCGCAUACACACACAGACACACUCAGAAUGGCAACCUCAAGCGUGAUGUUCCGGAUCAGUGCCCCCACGCUGAGCAGCUGCGACGCUGGCAAGGCCAACCUGCAGCGCUCCAAAUUGAUCGGUGCUGCAUCCCCGUCGUUGGCGACGCUCCGGCCGCGCAAGCAGAGUGUUCGUUGCGAGGCAGGCAACGACCGAGCGGGCGGUUUAAAGGAGGCCGUGGAUCGGGCCACGAAGAAGAGCAUCACCAAGGACGACAUCUUGCGCAACCAAGAGAGCAAUGAGUCCGAGAAGAAGUUGGUGAUGGGCACGGAGCCCACUUCCGGGUCCUUGUACCCUCGUACAGAAGUGGAGAGGAGGCCUGAGACCGGCGACAAGUCCUUCACCGGCGUGUUUGCGUUCGAUGGAGCGGCGCCGGAGACCAUCAACGGGCGCUUGGCAAUGUUGGGGCUCGUGUGGGCCUUCAUCGCCGAGAAGGCCACGGGAUUGACGGUGUUCGAGCAGCUGUACACGCCAGGGCAGACGGGGCUGGUGUUCUUCGUGGGAGCCGUGCAGCUGUUCACGUAUGCUUCGUUGGUGCCCAUCAUGAACGGCGAGUCCACGGAUGCGCGGAGCUUCGGUCCGUUCACGGCGCGAGCCGAGAGGUGGAAUGGGCGGUUGGCCAUGAUAGGAUUUCUGUUGCUGGUGGUCAUCGAGAUGUUCCGACACGCACCUGUGUUUCACUGAGCGGAGAGUCCACGGAGUUGCCUACGUUAGUGCGAAGCUUGAUGCGUCAGCGGCGUCGGCUGGAGAAUGCCACCCAUGUAGGCGGAAGAGCACUUUGUACAGAUUUGAGCGAGCGAUGAGCCGGAGGAGUUGCAGGCAUUGCUGUAGAAAGAGGGGGAGAGAGUGUAUAAUGUGUGAAUGUAAUUAAAAGAUUUUGAGAAUUGGCACCUUCUGA
Physcomitrium patens is the source of this 1201-nucleotide messenger RNA. RefSeq names its product low molecular mass early light-inducible protein HV60, chloroplastic. NCBI's taxonomy places the organism in Eukaryota, Viridiplantae, Streptophyta, Bryopsida, Funariales, Funariaceae. The record is from RefSeq and is a predicted model, not a curated record.